UUUCGUUGCCAGUUUCCAACUGUAGGGUUGGGUUUUCUUUCUCUCUUUCAUGAUGAAUUGUUGUUCGUCCCCACCGCAAAAGAAACCUAAAAUCAAUGAAGAGACAAGUUCCAGUGCUGAAACCACGAUUUUCCCUGUUGAUGAAGAUGAUGAUUUUGAUGAUGAUACAUCCAGUCCAAUAACACCUGAUACUUACGAUUCUGAGGAAGAUUAUUGUCCAGAUUACCCUAACGGGAAAAUGGAUAAAGCUCUUUGGGACAAGUACUACAAACAGGUUGAGGAGAGCGAGGGAUUUGAUAUCGAAGAUUUUCCUGGACGGUGUUGGAUGACGACUGUCUUCCCCCUGCCAUACUACUUGGAUUGUCCAAAGAAUGUGAACAAGUUGAAGGAUUAUGCUGGACGGGCACUUAAGCUAUACAAUGAUAGUAAUGGCACCAGCUAUGUGGUUGAUGAGAUUUUGAAGGUCAAUGGAGGUGGUUGCCGUGCUUUUAUUUUCUAUAUUACCUUUUCUGUCAAAAACGGCGUGGACAACAUUUUUCAAGCAAAGGUGUCGGAAGAUAUAGGUUAUCAUUUGGAGUUUCCUAUCGUCAGGCCAAAGCGUAAGGUUGUUGUGGGGUAAAAGCUGCUGUCAGAACCGUUAGUUUUGUGUUUCUUUUAAUGUUCUUAGCGUGUUUGUGUUAAAGCAAGUUAUUUGACUGCAUUUUGAAAUUGACAGUGUAUCGAACAUUUCCAAAUGCAUUAUUUUCUAUAUACUCUAACCAAGAAUGGGAUAGGUGACGAUGUUAAGGAGAA
Molecule: messenger RNA, 792 nt
Organism: Lycium barbarum (goji berry)
Lineage: Eukaryota; Viridiplantae; Streptophyta; Magnoliopsida; Solanales; Solanaceae
Exons: 3
Coding region: 50-619 (189 amino acids)
Source: RefSeq, a predicted model, not a curated record